CACAUUUGAAGAUUGUGCUUUGUGAUUCUUGUUUUGUCUUGAGAAGUCUGCAAGAGGAGGCAGGAGCUACGGAUUUGUUGCAUACUUCAAGGAGUCCCCACAGAACCGAACUGAGAGUCAUGUUGGUGGUCGCGGUGUUGCUGUUCGCCCUCUCCAGUGGUGUGACCUCGCUGGACAAACUCAACAUGUGCAUGGACGCAAAACACCACAAAGUAGAGCCCGGCCCUGAGGGACAACUCUACAGCCAGUGUGCUCCCUGGAAGGACAACGCCUGCUGCACAGCCAACACAAGCCAAGAGGCUCACGAAGACCAUUCUUACCUGUACAACUUCAACUGGAACCACUGUGGUCCUAUGAGGGAGGAAUGCAAGAGACAUUUUAUCCAGGACACUUGUUUUUAUGAGUGCUCACCACACCUGGGACCCUGGAUACAACAAGUGGACCAAAGCUGGAGAAAAGAGCGUAUCUUGAAUGUGCCCCUGUGUAAGGAGGACUGUGAAUCAUGGUGGAACGACUGCAAGAAUGAUUUCACCUGCAAAUCUGACUGGCACACAGGAUGGAACUGGACCAAAGAUGGUAAUAAAUGCCCUUCAGAAAGCAAGUGCAGGAAAUGGACUGAAGUUUUCCCCACAGCCAAGGACAUGUGUGAGAAAAUCUGGUCCAACUCUUACCUUUACACCGACCUGAACAAAACCUCGGGCCUCUGCAUGCAGAUGUGGUUCGAUGGGCCGAACCCCAACAAGAAAGUAGCCGAGUACUAUCUGGAAAACGCACAACACCGCCACACCUUCACCCCAAUAACACUUAUUUUCCUUACUGUCUCAACUUUCUUUGUAACAAUGCUCUCAGACUAAAUCCCUGACAC
Messenger RNA from Salarias fasciatus (jewelled blenny), 865 nucleotides. RefSeq names its product folate receptor (gene folr). The transcript has 5 exons. Lineage: Eukaryota; Metazoa; Chordata; Actinopteri; Blenniiformes; Blenniidae. The record is from RefSeq and is a predicted model, not a curated record. Gene Ontology annotation, cellular component: external side of plasma membrane. Gene Ontology annotation, molecular function: signaling receptor activity. Bases 120 to 854 code for a protein of 244 amino acids.